UCGCGGAGGGACUCGCUGUGCGCCUCAGUGGGCUCGCGCACACCGGAGCAGCAGCAGAGCUCAGCGGCCGCAGCGCAGCGAGGAGACCGUGACCGUAGAUCCGCGGACCGCCGCCGCUCCCUCCCGUAACACAGAGCCCGCGCAGAGGCGUCACCGUGCGACAUUACCGGCACCAGUAGCCCGCCAUGGAGGACCAGCUGCUGUGCUGCGAGGUGGACUCCAUCAGGAGAGCCUACAUGGACGUCAACCUGCUCAACGACCGAGUUCUCCACACCAUGCUGAAGGCCGAGGAACACUACCUGCCGUCGCCAAACUACUUGAAGUGUGUCCAGAAAGAAAUUGUGCCCAAAAUGAGGAAAAUAGUCGCUACCUGGAUGUUAGAGGUCUGCGAGGAACAAAAGUGCGAGGAGGAGGUUUUUCCGCUGGCUAUGAACUAUUUGGACAGAUUUUUAUCGGUGGAGGCCACCAGGAAAACACGACUACAGCUGCUGGGAGCCACAUGCAUGUUUCUGGCGUCCAAGAUGAAGGAAACCGUGCCCCUAACGGCGGAGAAACUCUGCAUCUACACGGACAACUCGGUCCAGCCCGGAGAGCUGCUGCAAAUGGAGCUGCUGGUUCUCAACAAGCUGAAAUGGGACCUGGCUUCAGUCACGCCUCACGACUUCAUCGAGCACUUCCUGUCCAAGCUGAAGAUCUACCCGUCCACCAAGCAGACCCUCAGGAAACACGCCCAGACCUUCGUGGCUCUUUGUGCUACAGACGUCAACUUCAUCGCCAGUCCUCCCUCCAUGGUGGCGGCGGGCAGCGUGGUGGCAGCGGUUCAGGGUCUCUACUUGAAGAGCCAGGACGCCUCCCUGUCCUCCCAGAACCUCACCAACUUCCUGUCGCAGGUCAUCCGCAGCGACCCGGACUGCUUGCGCUCCUGUCAGGAGCAGAUCGAGUCUCUGCUGGAGUCCAGCCUGAUAGUGGGUGCGGGAGCUCAGCAGCGCCGCCGAGAGCAAGCACGUGGACGAGGACGUGGACUCUGUUUCUGCACGCUCACAGAUGUCUGAGACAUCAAUCAUCUGAAAUGAGUGAGCGCCUGCGCCGCUGACCCUGAUGAUUCGAGGGAAAGGGGGGGGGGGGGGG
Molecule: messenger RNA, 1128 nt
Organism: Gasterosteus aculeatus aculeatus (three-spined stickleback)
Lineage: Eukaryota; Metazoa; Chordata; Actinopteri; Perciformes; Gasterosteidae
Gene: ccnd1
Product: cyclin D1
Source: RefSeq, a predicted model, not a curated record